CGCUAUGCUAUUACAUAACACGUGCUGAUAAUCACAUGGCCAUUCAAUGCCCUCAUUUGCUGAUCGUCCUUUUGUGGGGUCACCAAGCAUCUUACGCUGAAUAUCACCUUGCAAACAAUUUCCGGUAUAACUACCUUCACUGUGGGGGGAAGAAGAUCACUAGUCUCGAGAUCACUCUGCUGGCCUCGACUGCGAUCUUGAAGCCUCCGAUGGUAGCAGCCUUUCGGCAUUACAGGUGGGCAGGACAAGAGACAAUCGAAGAUUGAACUGCUGGCCGAUAGACCGGCGUUAUCAAGUAUCUUAUCUUCUCUGUUGUGUCUGAUAAGCCUUAUCUUAUCCGAGGUAUCAGAGAGGAUCACCAAGUCCGACUAUUGCUUCGCCGUCGGUG
Messenger RNA from Aspergillus alliaceus, 388 nucleotides. RefSeq lists its product as uncharacterized. The coding region runs from base 36 to 266 and encodes 76 amino acids. Lineage: Eukaryota; Fungi; Ascomycota; Eurotiomycetes; Eurotiales; Aspergillaceae. The transcript has 3 exons. The record is from RefSeq and is a predicted model, not a curated record.